Molecule: messenger RNA, 2171 nt
Organism: Neurospora tetrasperma FGSC 2508
Lineage: Eukaryota; Fungi; Ascomycota; Sordariomycetes; Sordariales; Sordariaceae
Exons: 4
Coding region: 182-1747 (521 amino acids)
Biological process (GO): multivesicular body membrane disassembly; macroautophagy; piecemeal microautophagy of the nucleus
Molecular function (GO): glycerophospholipase activity
Source: RefSeq, a predicted model, not a curated record
CAACAACCUACUCUUACCACAUCCAUCAACUGACCUUUAACUGACAACAUCCCCUUGUUCGACAGAGGCGAACCACGUUCGACACCUUCUCUUUUAUCCUCUUCGUUUUCUUCACUUUCAAGUUGUCUCGUACAUCUCCAACCCCAUCUUCAACUGGCCACGACCGCCACCCUCUCUCAACAUGUUACCCUCUGGGAAGAGGAAAGCGGAUGCAUUCAGUUGCACAUCCGCUGCUAGAGUCACCGCCAAACUGGCCUUGUCCUUUCUCGCUCUCACGACAACACCACUCGUCAACGCUUUCUUCUACGAAGAACCGAAUGCGCAGAUAGUCUUACCAAUCGAUGCAUCACCCAUCAAGCCACUUCUACCAGAGCCUCCAGCACCGGCUGAGCACAAAUUCACACUCCGACACAUCUACCACCACGGUACCUACGAACAUCCGACACUGCACCGCAAAAAGGAUGUACCCGCACAGAACGCCGACGUAUGGCUAGCGGCCGACGAUGAAUAUGGCCAAGAGCGCAUCGGAACCCUCAAGGCGCGCAGCAGCCCGGUGCGGAUACAACGACUUGCCGACCGGAGGCCUAGCGUCGUAGAUCCUAUGGUCGCUUAUGCACGACAACAAGGCUACGCUUCCGUCCUAUCACCCGAGGCAUGGACCAUGGACGAGGUUGCCGGACCUGAUAUUACGGAUAAAGACACCAUCAUAUCAUUGGCGCUUAUGGCUGCUGAUGCCUAUGUGCAGACUCCGGAUGGCGCAGACUGGGAGGAUGUUGGGGCCCCGUUCAACAGGAGCCUCGAUUUUGGAUGGGAGGGUGAUGGACUCCGGGGCCAUGUGUUUGCCGAUGAGACGAAUUCGACCAUCGUUAUCGGCUUAAAGGGAACAUCGGUUGCUGUUUUCGACGGUGACGGCACCACCACCAACGACAAGGUCAACGACAACCUCUUUUUCAGUUGUUGCUGUGCUCAGCAAGGACCCUGGACCUGGCACCAAGUUUGUGAUUGCGCGACAGGCACUUACUCUUGCAACAACACCUGUGUCGUCCAGGCAUUGCGCCAAGAGAACCGCUAUUACCAAGCCGGUCGCGAGCUUUAUGCGAACGUCACUGAGCUUUACCCCGACGCCAACGUGUGGAUUGUCGGGCAUUCGCUUGGAGGAGCCAUGAGCUCUUUGCUUGGCUUGACUUAUGGUGACCCGGUUGUGACGUUCGAGGCAGUCCCCGAAGCUCUCCCUGCCAAGCGACUGGGACUUCCUAUCCCCCCUGGAUCGGAUCCAGAUGCGCCUCAGACUCGAGAGUACACGGGAGCUUUCCACAUUGGUCACACAGCCGAUCCGGUGUACGUCGGUACCUGUAACGGAGCUACCGCAACGUGCGCUAUUGGCGGAUAUGCAAUGGAGUCAGCUUGUCACACCGGCCGGGAGUGUGUCUAUGAUACGGUUGGUGAUUUGGGCUGGCGUGUUGGCAUUGGCACCCACAAGAUUCGUGUGGUUAUUCAAGAUGUCCUCAGAAAGUAUGAAAAGGGGAUGGUGGGGAUGUUUGGACGAAACCACUACCACAACUGGGACGGCAACCACGACGACAAGCGAAGUGACCACAACCUCUACCACUACGUGCCACACUCCUGGAUGGUUCGGUUGCAAGGACAAGACCACAACCUCGACUACAUCAACAACAACUCCUACUGCGACGACAACAACAAGCAGUACCACAUGCCUAACUCCUGGAAAGUUCUGGGGAUGCUAUGAUAAGACUGCAACGACGGAUAUCGGAUCACCAUCCACUUCGACAGAGCUUAUGAUUACUUCAGCCCCAGCCCUGCCGAGCUCGGUGCUUACCCCGUCAGCAACGGCUACUCCGCCAGAGGGACAGCCUGGCGAUAGCGGUAAAUGUUGCCGUGGCAGGACAUGGUUCGGGGUGUGCAAAGACUAUGAGGGCGGUGAUGAGCCCGUUAACGAUCUAUAACGAUAAUCAUGGUGAUGGGUAAGGUAUUGGCGUUUAUUUUUUGUGAGAUUAUUUCUAGGUUUUUGGGUAUGACCACGGGCGCGAGUUGGGAAUUUCAGGAUGAAGGGUUGUAGUUUGGCACAACAGGCAGAUACAUACGCACGCUAGAGAAACACACACACACACACACACACACACACACACACACACUGUGACAGAGAGGAAUAC